Panicum virgatum (switchgrass) is the source of this 1568-nucleotide messenger RNA. RefSeq names its product serine/arginine-rich SC35-like splicing factor SCL30. The transcript is spliced from 9 exons. The record is from RefSeq and is a predicted model, not a curated record. Bases 724 to 1290 code for a protein of 188 amino acids. Gene Ontology annotation, molecular function: RNA binding. Lineage: Eukaryota; Viridiplantae; Streptophyta; Magnoliopsida; Poales; Poaceae.
UUCCUCCUCCACUCGCAUCGCGACGUCGCGUCCACCCGGGCACCUCCCCUCGCUCUCCGCCCUCCGUCUCUCCCCGCCGCGGCGGCGGCUGCUCCCCGGCUGUCACCGGACGCGCCCCGACAACUAUGAGGAGAUACAGUCCCCCAUAUCGCAGCCCCCCCAGGAGGGGAUAUGGUGGCAGAGGAAGAAGCCCCCCACCUAGGAGGGGAUAUGGAGGACGGAAGGAGGGUUCUGGAAGUCUUUUGGUCCGCAAUAUCCCAUUAAGCGUCAGAUCGGAGGAUCUUCGAGUUCCUUUUGAAAGGUUUGGUCCUGUCCGGGAUGUUUACAUCCCAAAGGACUAUUAUAGUGGUGUCUUGUCCGUUGAAGUUCUUCUAUGAAGACAAGAUUUGAUACAUUGAGAAAAUUAAUUUCAUGAAGUGAAGAUAAGAGAUAUGUACUGGUACAUAUGAGAAGAUAAAAGAGAGUCAAGUCGAUUUCAAGUACUUUCGUGACUUUUCAAAAGUUGGGGAACUUGAAGCGAGUGAUUUUGUGAAGAUGCUCUUAAUGAGGAUCACCAUACGUAGUUGUAUACAAGAAAUUUGGACACUAGAGCCUGGACGUCUAACAGCUUUUUGCAACACUUGCUUCCCUUUUGACGGAAAUGUUAGUAAGUUGUUGACUGUGCUUCACCGAGAGCUAUAGGGGGCACCCUGAAUUUUUGAACUGUGAUGGUUGCACGGCAGGAUGACACCAUUGGAGCCUCGAGGAUUUGCAUUUGUGGAGUUUGUUGAUCCUUAUGAUGCCUCAGAGGCCCAGUAUCACAUGAACCGCCAGGUUUUCUUUGGUCGGGAGAUAACUGUUGUUCUUGCUGCUGAGUCACGAAAAAGGCCAGAUGAAAUGCGCAACAGAGCUAGAGUCAGGGGUUACUCUGGUCAUGAAGGUCGCCGCUCUUCUUAUUAUGGGCGGUCUCGUUCCCGUUCCCGCUCUCCACGCUAUCGGGGCCGUCCUCGGUCAAGAUCAUACUCACCUGCUCCGAGGCGACGAGAUGACUACUCUGUUUCUCCAAGGAGAAAGGAAGCACAGCACACCUCUCCUCCUAGACGCCCACCAAAGGAGCUUGAUGAAGAUAAGAGGAGGAGAUCCUAUUCUCCUGCCAGUAGAGAUGAUGCUGAUAAUGGUUAUGAGAAGAGGUCGCCCCCACCUGACAGCGAUGGAUCCCCUCCGCGCCGGAGGUCUCCCAGGGCGUACUCAGCCUCGCCUCCUGGAUCUCGUUCCAGGUCUGCGGAUGAGUCUCCUGCCCGCAGCGACUGAUUGCAUGGUCGCAUUACUCGCGGUCCGGUGCAUGCGGCCAGUCGGUGCCUACAUUGUACCAUCUCACUUUGCCGUCUCACUUGCCAGACUGAACUCAUUGAACUUAGCCCUUCGGGGGCAGUGUUGUAUUGCUAGGAAGUGUCUAUCGUGCUUAGUACUUUGUCCUGUGCUAUGUGCGUUUGGUGUUGGCAGCUUGUACUAGUCACUGUUGUUAUAACCUUGAACCUGUAGCGUGAUGGUUGAGUGCUGGGCCAGGGCCCAUAUCCUUUGACACUUUA